AUGAGUCAAGAUCUAUACUUCUUAUAUAAGAAUUCAAAAGAUGUUGAAAUUAUUAAUAAUAUUAGAAAAGCCUUAAUUCAGAAAUUGAAAGAUUAUGGAACGGGUCACAAAGUUGGCCGCAUUUUAACUGAAAAACAUAUGUCGAAGACAUCAUCUAAACCUCUUAUCAAAACUUCUGUCACCCAUAAAGUUACACGUUCGCACGUGAAAGAAACAACCUCUGGGCGUGAUAAGUCUUUGUCUGAAGAAGAGAAACUGAAACGUUCGAAUCAGUCAACAAGAUCUUAUUUGAAAACAGUUUAA
This is a messenger RNA of Schistosoma turkestanicum, 303 nucleotides long. The record is from the annotation of a GenBank genome assembly. NCBI's taxonomy places the organism in Eukaryota, Metazoa, Platyhelminthes, Trematoda, Strigeidida, Schistosomatidae.